Molecule: messenger RNA, 1077 nt
Organism: Aspergillus chevalieri
Lineage: Eukaryota; Fungi; Ascomycota; Eurotiomycetes; Eurotiales; Aspergillaceae
Gene: glnA
Product: glutamate--ammonia ligase
Exons: 6
Coding region: 1-1077 (358 amino acids)
Cellular component (GO): cytoplasm
Molecular function (GO): glutamine synthetase activity
Source: RefSeq, a predicted model, not a curated record
AUGGCUGAGACUUCGACCGUCAUCUCCAACACGGAGAACCUCAUGAAAUACAUGGACCUCCCCCAGAAGGGUCACGUUCAAGCAGAGUACGUCUGGAUUGACGCCGUUGGUGGUUGCCGUUGCAAAACCAAGACCCUUUCGAAACCAGUCACCUCUGUCGAUGAGCUCCCCGAAUGGAACUUCGAUGGUUCGUCAACCGGCCAGGCCGGUGGUGACAACUCCGAUGUCUACCUCCGCCCCGUUGCUUUCUUCCCCGAUCCCUUCCGUCGUGGCGACAACAUCCUCGUCCUCUGUGAAACCUGGGAUUCGGAUGGUACCCCCAACAAGUUCAAUUACCGCCACGAAGCCAACCGUCUGAUGGAAGCCCACUCCAAGGAAGACUGGUGGUUCGGUCUGGAACAGGAAUACACCCUCCUCGGUACCGACGGCUGGCCGUACGGAUGGCCCAAGGGUGGUUUCCCCGGUGCUCAGGGUCCUUACUACUGCGGUGUUGGUACUGGCAAGGUAUACUGUCGUGACAUCGUCGAGGCUCACUACCGUGCUUGCUUGUACGCCGGUAUCAAGAUCUCCGGUAUCAACGCUGAGGUCAUGCCCUCGCAGUGGGAGUACCAGGUCGGACCUUGCAACGGCAUUGAGAUGGGUGACCACCUCUGGAUGUCCCGUUUCUUCCUCCACCGUGUCGCUGAAGAGUUUGGUGUCAAGAUCUCCUUCGAGCCUAAGCCCGUCAAGGGUGACUGGAACGGUGCCGGUCUUCACACCAAUGUCUCGACAGCCUCGAUGCGUGCCGACGGUGGUAUGAAGUUCAUCGAAGCCGCCAUGAAGAAGCUCGAGGCCCGUCACGUUGAGCACAUUGCCGUCUACGGUGAGGGUAACGAAGAGCGUCUCACUGGUCGUCACGAGACCGGUAACAUCGACAAGUUCAGCUACGGUGUUGCCGACCGUGGUGGCAGCAUUCGUAUUCCCCGCCAGUGCGCAAAGGAUGGCAAGGGUUACUUCGAGGACCGCCGCCCUGCCAGUAAUGCUGAUCCUUACCAGAUCACUGGUAUCAUUGUUGAGACUCUCUGCGGUGGCAACUAA